This is a messenger RNA of Manis javanica (Malayan pangolin), 7196 nucleotides long. NCBI's taxonomy places the organism in Eukaryota, Metazoa, Chordata, Mammalia, Pholidota, Manidae. The record is from RefSeq and is a predicted model, not a curated record.
ACAGAAAGUGCAGAAAACGCCAAGAGAGAAAUGCUUACACAGGGAUCUGUUGAAUCCGUUUUCGCUGACGUGCAGGAGAAGCAGUUUGUCUUCACCCGGCCACCGUCGCGUCAGCGUUGCGGAGUAUUUUGUCCGCCCAUCGCCGCCGUCCCAGAUUAGUCAGAGGACCGUGUGUUUCGGAGGAGCCGGCUGGUGCUACCGGCACCAUGGAGUCCCCUUUUAGUCCGGGACUCCCUCACCGACCGGGUGAAGACUGGGAUUCUGCUCUGUUUGCUGAACUUGGCUAUUUCACAGACACUGAUGACCUGCAGUUGGAUGCAGCACAUGAAACUUAUGAAAACAAUUUUGAUAAUCUUGAUUUUGGUUUGGACUUAAUGCCAUGGGAGACAGGCAUUUGGGAUAUCAACAACCAAUUCUGUACAGUUAAAGAUGUCAAGGCAGAACCUCAGCCGCCUUCUCCAGCCUCCUCGAGUUGUUCAGUGCCGUCUCCUCAGUCGGUGGACUCGUGUUCUUCAACUCGGCACGUUCCUGAGGACUUGGAUCUGUCUUCUUCUCAGAUGUCUCCCCUUUCCUUAUAUGGUGACGGUGCCAACAGUCCCUCCUCAGCAGAGCCACUUAAAGAAUACAAGCCUGUCAUUGGUCUUAGGAGCAAAACUGAACAUGGAAUGACUCCAAAGAAAAAAAUUCACAUGAAUUCCAAACCUUCGAUUCAGCCCAAGCCUUUAUUACUUCCAGCAGCACCCAAGGCUCAAACAAACCCCAGCGUCCCAGCAAAAACCAUCAUUAUUCAGACCCUACCAACACUCAUGCCAUUGGCAAAGCAGCAGCCAAUUGUCAGUAUACAUCCUGCAUCCACUAAAGGUCAGACCAUAGUGCUCUCUCAGCCUACUGUCAUGCAGCUCCAGGCACCUGCAGUUCUGCCCUUGCCCCAGCCCGUCCUCGCUGUCGCAGGGGGAGCCACACAGCUACCUAACCACGUGGUGAACAUAGUACCAUCUCCUGUGGCGAGCAGCCCAGCAAAUGGAAAACUUGCUGUGACUAAACCUGUCCUACAAAGUACCGUGAGAAGUGUGGGUUCAGAUAUUGCUGUGCUAAGGAGACAGCAGCGUAUGAUAAAAAAUCGCGAGUCUGCUUGUCAGUCCCGCAAGAAAAAGAAAGAAUACAUGCUGGGGCUGGAGGCAAGGUUACGGGCUGCGCUCUCGGAGAAUGAGAAGCUCAAGAAGGAGAACGGAUCGCUGCAGCGGCAGCUGGAUGAAGUCCUCUCGGAGAACCAGAGGCUCAAAGUUCCUAGUCCGAAGCGAAGAGCUGUCUGUGUGAUGAUAGUACUGGCAUUUAUAAUACUGAGCUACGGACCCGUGAGCAAACUAAUUAGGAAUUUAAGAUGCAAGGAGACAUACUUCAUGCAUGUGUGUUUCAGAUACGAUCAUUCUGUUUCAAACGACAAAGCCCUGAUGGUGCUAACUGAAGAACCACUGCUCUAUAUUCCUCCUCCUCCUUGUCAGCCACUGAUUAACACCACAGAGUCUCUCAGGUUAAAUCAUGAACUUCGAGGGUGGGUUCAUAGACACGAAGUGGAAAGGACAAAAUCAAGAAGAUUGAUGAAUGACCAACAGAAAACACACAUUCUUCAGGGUGCUCUGGAACAGGGCUCAAAUUCUCAGCUCAUGGCUGUCCAAUAUACAGAAACCACUAGUAUCAGUGGGAACUCAGGGAAUGAGCUACAAGUAUAUUAUGCUUCACCCAGAAGUUACCAAGACUUCUUUGAAGCCAUCCAUAGAAGGGGAGACACAUUUUAUGUUGUGUCAUUUCGAAGGGAUCACUUGCUGUUACCAGCCACCACUCAUAAUAAGACCACAAGACCAAAGAUGUCAAUUGUUUUACCAGCAAUAAACAUAAAUGAGAACGUGAUCAAUGGACAAGAUUACGAAGUGAUGAUGCAGAUUGACUGUCAGGUGAUGGACACCAGGAUCCUCCACAUCAAAAGCUCCUCCGUUCCUCCUUACCUCCGAGAUCAGCAGAGGAACCAAACCAACACCUUCUUCGGUUCCCCUCCAGCAGCCCCGGAGGCAGCGCACGUUGUCAGCACCAUCCCCGAGUCACUACAGUAGCGCCCGGGGCUGCACUGGAAAACUAAGAGUGGGACCUUGCCUCACCGCAGCGCAGGUGAGGGAUGCUGCUUUCUGCCCCCUGGCGGCGAGCACUGCCCCGCAACAGAGUCAGGGGACAGAGAGGAAAAAAAGAAGCUGCUCUAUUUUCCACCAUCUGCCCACCUACUUGGAAAGCACUGAAAUCAGAUACAAGGGGAACAGCAUUUCUCCAGCGGCAGAUCCGGCCCUGCACCCUCGAGCGUUGCCUGGUGUGGAUUUUUUUCUGUACCUUUCUAAAUUUAUUCCCUCUGUGUUUUUGUGUUUAAGUAGUCAUCUUCUUUCAAGUAAGAUCCACCUCCCCUCUUCUGCCAUUUCAGUUAUUGAUACAGUAAAGGGAUUUUUAUUUAUGGCUGUGCAGCACUCAGAUGCGUCCACGGAUGAGAGUCCCCAUCAGUUUGAUGCAGACCCAUUGUGGAUAUUGUGCCCGUAGGAAAACAGAUUCCAAAAACAGGGCAGCCAGAAAGGUAUCCCCAAGAGUCAAAACAAUUCGGAGCUUUAGGUGAGAGGGAAAAUCCGCAUUUGAUAAAGUUUAUGUUGGCUUGGAAUUUGCAGUUCACAUCUGACCCUACACAUGGUAACUGCCUCGGGGUUCAGGGUGGGUGGCAAAUCUGAGAAAAGGAAAUGGAAGAGAAGGGUCAGUGGGGGCCUCUGACAGAGGAGUGGCUCCCCCAGGACACGCGUUCGCAGCCCCGAGUUUGGUGCGACUGCCGUUUAAGAUGAAAGCUGCAGCUGCCAUUUGUCGGGCAGACUCUGUGCUGCUGAGCAUUGGCCUCCAUACUCAGGUCUCCCCGUUACCCAUCAGCUGCAGAUCGUCCUGGAGCACAGGACAAAUCCUUCAUUUUAUUGGGACCCCCUCCGCUCUUCACACCUGUCAAUGUGGUGACACCAGGUACAGCGGAGGAACACCUGGUGGCUUUAGACUAAGCAAACGAGAGCUUUUUCUCUAGAGGAUUGACAAGUAUUUAUUCCUUAAUACUAUGCAGACAGGCAGGCUUGGGGUCCUGCUAGGGAAUGCAUCCCAUAAUAUGGCAAUAAUUUUCAGUCUCCCCAGUAAAAAGGCAUGUGAAAGGAUUAACUAUUUGUCUUCCUGUGGUUAAAAAAAAUACCAAAAAAAAAAAAAAACCCUUCUGUGUUCAUUUCUACUUCACUGUCCUUUCACUCAGCUUUUCUGCCUGGUGUCCCACCUUCAGUUCCUUCCUCCCAUGAAGCUUCGGUUUCUCACGGGAACUGACGGCGAACAUGGCCUCCCCCCGAACAGGCCUGCCUCUCUCAGAUGUCUUCCCUCCCGUCCCACACUGUCAGCCUCUUCCUCCAGAGGCUGGUAAGGGAAAGAGGCAUUGUCUCAGCUCCUCCAGAAUCACCUGCAGCCAGUUGGCUGCCCGUGAAGUUAGGCUCCCAAAUGAUCUUGAAGAAUCAUGAGCACUUGGAACUCCCGGCUAGGACGCCCCUCCACCCAAGCUCGUUCCAUGCUGUCUGGCGAAACCAGCCACACUUUUGUGAGGGGCAGAAGGGCCCUAUGGCUCUCUUACCUGGGAAGCGUCUGUCAGGGGUCUUGGGACCCGCGCGUGCAUACCGUGGUACGUCAGCGCAGCUCUCCCCGUGCUUUGGCUGUCCGGGGAGAUUUCCAGACAAGAGCCAUUUUCCCUGGGAACCAUUCCUCCUUCUAAUGGGUGCCGAGGAACGGAAGACCCUUGGGCUGCAGGGCAUCUUCUCAUGGACUGUCUUCUCCUGGCCCUGCCCUUUCCCACCCUGUCCUGUGACUUAGCCAAACGAGCGACGGUGACUGGCCACGUGGCUGUUCCCGAACUGCUGGUUUCCGGGGGGAGCUGCCGUCGCUGUCCGGCAGAUACAGGCACAGAAAGCCCGCCGGGUUGCACAUGGUGCUGCCUCCCCACCUUUGCACUGACUCGCAGAAGGACAAACCGCCACCCAGCUGCUAUUUUAGCACUUUGCUUUUGCUUUGUUCCCUCCACUCGUGCUUUUCCUGGGCCCAUUGGACCAACUCGGCAGACGGAAGACUUCAGCUGUGUUUCGUGAGCCCACCUUCCUGCCUUUCUUCCCGGUGGAGAUGUAGGGGACAGUUAGGAAGGAGUCAUGACCGAAGAGCACACAGGUGUGAGCAGGCACGCCGGGCGUGAGGUAGGGCGCCUGCAAAGGCACAGCCGGAAGCAGUCUGGGAGCCUGGCCUGUUCACCAGAGCUGACUCUAAAGCUCCUCUUCCUGAAUGGAUCUUUUUGAGAUGAGGAACAGGAUUCUCCUCAGGCUAAUGUUUGGGGAAAUGAGUGAAAGGCAGGCUACUGACCCCUGCAAAGAAGCUUCUGCUCUUUGAUAGCUGCCAAAGCCAUUAUUAGUCCGCGGGACAGCAGUUGUGGUUAUGUUAAUGUGUCUGCCAGCACAAGCCCUUAGGAAAUGGGAAGGUGCUCUGCCUGAAUAAGCUUGUGUUUUGGCCUAGUUUUGGGGGGAUGAGAUUGCAUUUGGGAAUUGCAGCCUGGAAUUAUGGGAGAUACAUAUGUGAGCACGUAUCUAUGCCCAUAUAUACUUUUUUAAUUAAGUUUUUAAGUGGUUUUUGCAAGCUUGUGAGAAAAUCAGGUAAAUUCACAGAGGAGGCAAUUCUCCAUUAUUCCAAUGACUUUGUGUUGCUGUUAAUACUCUCCUGGGACGUAAAGGUGGAGACGCUGGGAACGGUGUUCCCACCUGGUUACAAGUCCCAAGCUGUUUGGCUUAAUGGAAGUGCAUGUUCCCUCGUGCUGACCUGAGUCACACCAGGAGCUUCUUCCCUUGGGAUCAACUCACGCAGCAGAACAGGGACAGCUCCAUGACAGGGGCCUCUUUCUGAGGUUAGGGCUCGGCAGAGGAUCAUCCUGAAACGAAUGUACUGCCUGCCAUGCAUGUAGUUUGGAAACUUUACACUAGAUUGUUGGGUGGGGUUGUCUUUUCCUAAGUAAAAAAAAAUCCCACAUGCUUUUACAGAAAGCACAGAGCAUCUCCUGAUUUUUCUGUGAUUGACUACAAGCUCUCUCACAAAGCUGGCAUUUCUUUGCCUUUGCUCGUUAGCAAGAAGUAGACACAGAGGUAUUUGAAAGCAGUUAUGUUAUGAGUCAUUCUUGAUUGUUCUGAAUAAAUUUCACUAAGAAACAGACUAGGAACUUGGGAUUUAAACAGAUUUUUCUAUCAUUUUUAAAGAGACAACACUGUCAUGAUCAAACCUUCCUGGCGGGAGUCCCCUCCUGGCCGUGUACCGGCAGCCGUGAGGGCGGUGACACUGGGGAGACUCGGCCGCUCUGCCAUCGGAGUGAUUAAAACCAGAGAACUCUCAAGCUCCUUGUGGCUUUUGCACUGUCUUCUGAUUCUUGCCAUUUUACUAAGCUCAGGUUGUGAAACUUGACAGAAAAAUAUCACAGGGAAAAUUAUGUCAUUUGACUUUUUAACACAUUGAGAAAUUUCAAAGCUACUUCAACUUUCAACUGCCUAAUAGAAGUGAUCGCUUUACUAAUGAGCCAGAGUAAGAUGCUGUGACCCUUCAAUCUGACCUCAUGGAAAUUUUCCACUCACGAAAGCCCUCUUUCCCCUACGCACUGGCGCGCCCGCUCAGCUGCUGGCAGCAGAUCCACAGGACCUGAGCUACCAGUGAGACUUUCUUACUGUUGUCUGUUCCGCACAGAUCAACCCCUCAAACAAGAUUGCUUAAUGCCAAAAUUGACCAACGCUUGUUACCACCUAUGGACCCCUCUUUCUUUAUCAAGAGAUUAUUUUUGCCAGUCCCAAGUCAUUUUAACUUACAGAAAUUAGGAUCUUUGCUGCUAAUAUGAAUACUAACUAUAACUUUUACUUUAAAAACAAGAAUAAAGCCUAAGAAAAAUUGAAGUGUAAGGAAUUUUCAUUCCUACCCCUAAUAACAUUUGGGAUAGGGCAGUUCCUGUUCCCCUACCCCAAAGGGCUUGUGGUUGAUUUUUAAUUUUCUAGGAAACAAUACUGGACUACCCGGAAAGAUGUUGCUGGAGUCCAGGUAGAAUUACACACAGGAAACAAAUGCAAUUUUCUUCUACCUGAAAAAAGAAAUUAGCAUAUGUCCUGUUAAUUUGUGUUCUUAAUGACUAGGCUUAAAGUUUAUUUUGGAUAAGACUAGAACUUUCAGCAAUUUAUGCUAACAUCUGUGUUGUCUGUCAGUAUUUAUGAAAAGAAGGACAAAGGUAACUUGAUCAGGAUGUUUGGUCCUGCGUGUAAGCCGUGUUGUGGCUAGCUAGCCACGGUCAGGCGGUGGACACCGUGCUCAACAUUCUGGUUUGCUGACUUGAAGCAUUAGAGAUUCAGCCACGUUUAAAGACUUGGUUAUGUAAGGCUGAGGAACCAAGCAGUCAGUGAGUCAUGGUUUUUCAUUUGCCAAGGUCAACAAACAGCACACACUCUUGCCGCUUGCCCCCAGUGAAGUCGGUGGCCAUUCAUUUAAUAAACAGACCAGGAGGCUUGGCAUCCGCACCCCACCCCCAGUACGGUAAUCCCCGAUAGAGAUGAGCAGGCUGCCUUUCACCUUAAAUGCAUUUUGGAACACAUUGAGUCACAGUCCUGAUUCCCAGAUCAGUCAUCUGCAUAAGAGAUGGUGGGGAAACAGAACCUCAGGUGAAACCUGUCGGCACUGCUGCUCUGCGAGAUUGUGCUCUCAUUCUGUUCUCAUCAUUCUGGCAACUCGGGCCGAUACCAGCAGUGCUUCACCCGUGGGCCUUCGGGACCUGAGGCGGGGGUUUUGGAGAGGUCAUUUCACCAAGAUGUUCCUUCUAAGGUUGUAUCCAUGCUAAACUAGAAUGGGUUAAAGAUGAGGAGGAGAGAUGUACCAUUCUCUCCUUUAAUAUUUAUGUUGGCUUACAAUACAUAAACACUGACAAGAGACACUUACAUGCUUUCAGGCAACUCUUUAUAAUACAAUACUUGUUCUUUGUCUAAAAUUCAAAUUAAAAAUGUUUUAAAUUUGUUUUGUUCUCUAUCGAGAUAGAAAAGAGGCCCCAAAUGAGUCUUCAAUGUUAAGUGAUGAGUAAUAAAGGACGCCUAAAAUGG